Molecule: messenger RNA, 1377 nt
Organism: Aspergillus oryzae RIB40
Lineage: Eukaryota; Fungi; Ascomycota; Eurotiomycetes; Eurotiales; Aspergillaceae
Product: phosphatidylserine decarboxylase family protein
Exons: 1
Coding region: 1-1377 (458 amino acids)
Biological process (GO): phosphatidylethanolamine biosynthetic process
Cellular component (GO): mitochondrion
Molecular function (GO): phosphatidylserine decarboxylase activity
Source: RefSeq, a predicted model, not a curated record
AUGGCGACCUCAGCAGUGCAUGUUCCCCUGCGGGACUCGUUCCAUUCAAAAGAUUUCAAAGCUAUCGAUAGAUAUCGCCUGAACAUCAUCAGGAAGGCUGCAGCCUGUCCACCCGGGAAACUAGAUCCCCUUAUACAAGAAUUCAGGCAGUUGAUCGAAAGCAAUGAGACAUUGAAGAACCUAGCAGAAAAUAUGCUCCAAGAAGUACCACCGACUCCCACCUAUGAUUUUGAUCCAAGUGGCCAAUUUGCGAGAAUUAACAACAUUGAUGACAUGCUCAAAUGCCUCAAUGCGGUGCUGUAUAGAGCACCGCAUUGGAACGAUGACGCACACAAAGCUGGUCUCAUCGGGGUUCCCUUCAAUGCCAUCCUGAACUGGCCCAUGGCCACGCCAAGCGGAUACAACUUCUUCAGAUACGACAAUGUGAAUAGGUGUCUUGAGAAGAUUCUCAACGCGCACGGGGAAUUUCUGAAGAGCCCCCAAUCUAGAGAUGCUUUGCCCAGUUGGUUUGAACCUGGACCUCUUAGCAUCCUAACAGAGAAGGCUUCUCCGUACUGGCCGGAUGGCAAAAAGAAGAACUUUGACCAAAUCUACAUCACAGAUGCUGGCGACCGUUGCCGCGGCUUUCAGUCAUGGGACGCCUUUUUCUCUCGUAAAUUUCGCGACGGUAUCCGUCCGGUCGAAUACCCAGACAGGAACCACGACAUGGCCGACAGAAAUAAAAAUGUUAUUGCAAACGCCUGCGAGUCUGUUGCCUACCACUGUGCCUCCAAGGUGCCAAGGAGCGCCGAGUUUUCUUUGAAAGAACAGCCAUACUCGCUUCAAGAUAUGUUAGACGGUAACUUCGUCGAAGACUUUGUUGGCGGCACGGUAUACCAAGCUUGGCUGGCCGCUGAGUGCUAUCACCGCUGGCACUCCCCAGUGUCUGGAGAGAUCAAAAAGGCAGUAAGAAUACCAGGCACGUACUUUUCCGAGCUUCGAGCAUACGGCUUCCCGGAAGUCGAAGGGCAUCGCGAGAUACCGGACCCUUCCUCACCGAAUCUCUCCCAGCGUUACAUCACCGCCGUUGCCACUAGAGCACUUAUCUUCAUUGAAGCCGAUAAUCCGGUUAUUGGGCUUAUGUGCUUUAUCGCAGUUGGAAUGGACGAGAUUGCUAGCUGUACGUUUUCAGUCAAGGAAGGCCAAAAGGUCAUGAAAGGACAGGAACUUGGCUCGUUUCACCUUGGAGGAUCAUCCCAUUGCCUCGUUUUUGGACCCCAGGUGAGCCUGAGUUGGACUAGAGAUGCGCAAGGGCCAUUCAGCGACACGGAGUUUGAUAAGCAUACCAUAAUUCCGGUUAACAAAUGGUUGGCAUACGCAUCGCCUGCUUCGAUGUGA